AUGGCAAACGUGGCGUUUAAUAAAGAAGCAAAUCGAAUCAUAGCUAUGCCAGAGCAAGAGUGUCGGUACCCGCAUUACGAGACCUUAGAUUCCAGGCUCAAAUCCUACAAACAUUGGCCCCCGUCUUUGCCAACGAAGCCAGAAGAGUUAGCAGAGGCCGGUUUCUUCUAUACCGGGACCGGAGACCGCACGCAAUGCUUCUUUUGUGGUGGAGGACUCCCAGCACACACAUUAUAUAACCUUGAAAGUUGGAGUUCCAAUCAUGCUUCUUCGGAAUUUGUCGCCUCCGAAAGUCCGAAGUUAUGCAACGGAACCCAACUAAAAGUAAUGCAGCUGCAGCGAAACCUCAUCGAGGCGCAGAUCCUGACGAGGUGCGGCGCCGGAGAAGCCGUGUUAAUUCCGCGCAUUCCCCUAAUCCCGAGCAACUUCCCGUUCCGCUUCAAGUGUCUACAGUUCCCCGUGAGCGUCUGCUUCGCCAUGUUCAUCAACAAGUGCAGGGGCAGGUAA
Molecule: messenger RNA, 507 nt
Organism: Cydia amplana
Lineage: Eukaryota; Metazoa; Arthropoda; Insecta; Lepidoptera; Tortricidae
Product: E3 ubiquitin-protein ligase XIAP-like
Exons: 3
Coding region: 1-507 (168 amino acids)
Biological process (GO): DNA replication
Cellular component (GO): replication fork
Source: RefSeq, a predicted model, not a curated record